Molecule: messenger RNA, 615 nt
Organism: Amborella trichopoda
Lineage: Eukaryota; Viridiplantae; Streptophyta; Magnoliopsida; Amborellales; Amborellaceae
Product: BURP domain-containing protein 3-like
Source: RefSeq, a predicted model, not a curated record
AUGAACAAAAUUCUCCACUUUCCCAAGUCGGAAUUCAGAUGUGCCUCUCCUUUCCUUUCUCGUGACGAUGCAGAUGCCAUACCUUUCUCCUCUGCUGAGCUACCAUGCAUCCUACAACGCUUCUCAUUUCCUCUCGCUUCUAGUGAGGCUAUACACGUUGGUGUUACCCUAAAAUGGUGUGAAUCACUGGAAGCCGGGGAGAAAUGCCUCACAUCUUUAGAGGCCAUGAUAGAUUACGCUACCCCCUCUGCUCAGGACCAUAACAUUACGGUAUUUCGCACUAUCAUCUACAAGGAUUCUGUGCUCCAAGCUUAUACUGUAACGAAAGUGCAGAGAGUGCCUGCUCAGGCAAGCUCCACAUUGUGCCAUAACAUGCCUUACCCUUAUGUUGUGUACUAUUGCCACUAUAUCGGAGAAGGAAGAAUCUACAAGAUGAAGUUGGAAGGGGAAGAUGGAAGCACAGUGGAUGCGAUUGCAGGGUGCCAUCCUCACACCAAGAAUUGGGAACCACUUUCAUACUGGUUUCAAGCCCUCCUUAUAGGCAAAAAGGCCAAUCAACACAAUUAUGCUUGCCAUUUCUUACCUGAUACUCACAUCAUUUGGGCUCAUGUUUAA